This is a messenger RNA of Hippocampus zosterae (dwarf seahorse), 3085 nucleotides long. RefSeq names its product sodium- and chloride-dependent GABA transporter 3-like. The record is from RefSeq and is a predicted model, not a curated record. The transcript is spliced from 14 exons. Bases 850 to 2583 code for a protein of 577 amino acids. Lineage: Eukaryota; Metazoa; Chordata; Actinopteri; Syngnathiformes; Syngnathidae. Gene Ontology annotation, biological process: sodium ion transmembrane transport. Gene Ontology annotation, cellular component: membrane.
UCAACCCUGACUUUGCGCAGUCCACGAAAUCUCAGUAAUUAUCACCUAUUUAGACUCCCAUUUCUUUCUCAUACAUCCCUUUUAUUUUCCUCCAAUCCAUUUUGCUGUAGUAUAGAAUAUUUCGGUGGACCUUUUAUGCCCCAAUAUAUACAGUAGGGAUAUUAAAAUUGAUCCAUAUGAAGCACUUCAUUUUAUCUGUGUGUACUUGAUUGAAAGUUAAGUUUAGGGGUUCGUAGUUUUCGAAUGGAUGGCUCAACGUUAAGAAUGGGCAAAAGGAGAGAUGGACUUCGUUUGAAUGCUGCUUUUAUUUCUCCACGUCUGCAAUCACACUGACAGACAUUUUAAACUAAGAGUGACUGUUAAAGCAUACGCAUGUAUAAAAAGAAAAUUCACACAUAUCCAGUACCAACAAACAACACACCCACAACACAAGCGGGACCAAGUCCAAGGAAAAUGCCCUUUUAUUUCUGAGCUAAGUUUAAUCAAUAAUGCCUUUUUCCUUUCCAUUGCUUAGCUUGUAUCUCAUGCGCUGCUUUGCAUUUGCUAGCUAACAGCCAAUCAGUGAUUGUCACUGACACACUCUGCAUACUUGUCGGAUCAUAUCUAAAAAGCACAAUGACACAAAUAUAUCUUGAUUCUUCAGAAUUUUAAGUUCUCCUUUUUACUUUAGGCUUGUUCCCACCGUUCUGGAAAUGAUUUAUAUUUGCUCUUGAAACUGAUUAACUGCUCGGACGGUUGCUCAUUACGUGACUUUAUCUGAAAAUUUGGUCUACAAAUUCAACUGGACGGCUUGUGUUGCAUAUGUGUGUGGCUGAAAGGAAGGUCGGAUUGAUUUUGAGCUUUUAAGGAAUGUGGAGCAAAUAUUGUGGUGGAAAACCGGACCAAGAUGCACUUGAGGAGAGAGGACAUUGGGGCAACAAAGUGGAAUUUCUUCUGGCUGUUGCUGGAAACAUUGUGGGCCUGGGCAAUGUGUGGAGGUUUCCGUACUUGUGCUACAAAAACGGCGGCGGUGCAUUCCUGGUGCCAUACCUGGUGUUUGCGGUGACGUGCGGUGUACCGCUCUUCCUUUUGGAGACCGUCAUGGGCCAGCAUACCCAAGAGGGCGCCAUCACCUGCUGGAGGAAGCUGUGCCCCCUGGCUGAAGGUAUCGGCUAUGGGGGGCAACUGGCCCAGUUCUACAGCUGCAUGACCUACACGAUUAUUACGGCAUCGACUCUUUUCUACCUGGCGUUCUCCUUCAUCUCUCCACUGCCCUGGAGCACCUGCGACAACUACUGGAACACGGAUGCUUGUGUUGACAUUACAACACGCAAUCUCACCAACCACACCAACGGUAGCUCAGCAGCAACGGAGUUCUGGGAGCGUCGACUGUGGAAUAUUUCAUCGGGCAUUGAGGAGAUUGGCAGUAUCAGGUGGGAGAUGCUUUUGUGCUUCCUGGCUGCCUGGGUCGUUUCUUACUUCUGCAUCUGGAAAGGCAUCAAAUCAACUGGAAAGGUGGUGUACUUCACUGCCACAUUCCCUUAUGUGAUGCUCCUCAUCCUUUUGAUCCGUGGACUCACUCUUCCGGGAGCCAGACAAGGAGUGGAGUUCUACCUUCUGCCAGAUCCGUCGCGACUCGCAGACCCUCAAGUGUGGCUUGAUGCCGGCUCCCAGAUCUUCUUCUCGUACAGCCUUGGUGUGGGCACCCUGACUGUACUGGGCAGCUACAACACCAGGAGAAACAAUUGCUACAAGGACUGCUUGUGGCUGUGUUUGCUGAACAGUUUGACCAGUGUAGUAGCCGGCUUUGCUGUCUUCUCAGUCCUGGGAUUCAUGGCUCACAAGCUAGGUGUUCCUAUCUCAGAGGUGGCUGAGUCAGGUCCGGGCUUGGUAUUCGUUGCGUACCCACAGGCGGUGGCCAUGAUGCCGUUGCCUAACCUGUGGUCUAUCUGCUUCUUCGUCAUGCUCCUCCUCCUGGUCCUGGACACAGAGUUUGUCGGCAUUGAGGUGGUGAUGACGUCCUUUACAGAUGUAUUUCCCACAGUGAUGCGUCGGGCAGGCAGGCAUGAACGUUUCGUCCUGCUCUUCUGCCUCAUAUGUUUCCUCUUGCAGCUCGACAUGACCACCAUGGGAGGGAUGUACAUCUUCCAGAUUCUCGACUACUAUGCUUGCAAUGGAGCCUGCCUUCUCCUUCUUUGUGUGUUUAAAAGCUUGGCAAUGGGCUGGAUAUUUGGCGCAGAACGGCUGUGCGGCAUCAUAGAGGAGAUGACGGGCGAUCGUCCCAAUCCGUUCUUCAAAAUCUGCUGGCGCUACAUUAGCCCCUUGGUUUCAGUGGGCACUUUUAUAUAUUAUUUAAUUGGGUACGAGCCUCUAACAUUCAAUCGCUCGUACAUAUACCCUACCUGGGCCUAUGUGUUGGGCUGGACAAUGGCUCUGUCCUCCAUCCUGCUGGUGCCGAUCUGGGCGUUGUACAAGCUGUGUACUGCCAAGGGAACCCUCAGUCAGCGUCUCCAUGGCCUGUGCUGGCCCAAGCCACCUGAGGGCUCGCCGGCCCGAAACAGAGAGUCCAUGCUGCAACACACUACUGAGGAGGAUAAAGAUUAAGAUUAAGAUUAAGAUAUCCUUUAUUUGUCCCGCAAUGGGGAAAUUUACAGUUAGAGUUCAGAAAGGAAAACACUGGGUAGGGAGAGGGGAUAAUUUAUCAACAAAAACAAAACAGCACAGAUGAACUGAUCCCAAACUGCCCAACAGAAAUAAUGUACAUCAUUCGAAAACCACAAAAUCUCAUGCCAUUGUUUAUAAUAAUGGUUUGCUAAUCUUGUCAGAUCAUUUUUUAUCUGACCACUGGGCUAUAAUGAUGUAUUGUUCAUCAAGCAAGGUCCCAUUGUCCUAGCAAUGGGUGUGUUUUCUCUGAGCAAAUACAUCGUGUGAGUGCUUUACGUUUUAUUUAAUGUAAAAUUCACAGCUCUGGGAAAAACAAAGUAAUAAACCUUGUAUGUUUUUGUGGGACCAUUUUUCAUUCUCUGCAAGUGUCUUUUUGUUAAUACAUUUAGUUCAUGAUAUAUCCUGCUUCUCCUGCCUCUCUACUUAUUUUUGGGUCCACUAC